Messenger RNA from Chaetomium strumarium, 1954 nucleotides. RefSeq lists its product as uncharacterized. Bases 175 to 1752 code for a protein of 525 amino acids. The transcript has a single exon. The record is from RefSeq and is a predicted model, not a curated record. Lineage: Eukaryota; Fungi; Ascomycota; Sordariomycetes; Sordariales; Chaetomiaceae.
AGCUCACUCUUCCUAGGGAUGAUUCAAAUGAAUCUAGCAGCACACCCACGCCUCAAAUCACAUCGACCAACGAAUCCGACUUCAUGAUUUGAAUCAAGCGUACAUAUUGUGACCUUGUGGCGGAGAGCGCACCGAGAACCGCACUGCUGACGUGCUGUCGUGGAACCUUGCAAGAUGGCACCCGCUGCAUCACUUCUUGUCGCCUGCCUAGCAGCCGCGGCCUACCUCCCUUCAGCAGCCUCCCUUCCCCCAACAGACAAUGAGAGUACCAACUUCGGGCCCAGCGAAGCCGCCGCCCGCCAAAACGCCUUCUCCAUCUUCAACGCCAUCCACUCGGCCAUGCGCCAAUGGGGCUCCUCGCUCCACCACAACGGCAUGUCGCUCUUCCUCGCAACCGUCCCAGCCGGCGUGGCCCUGUACCACGGCGAUUCCGCACCCGACCCGCCUCCGGGACCAGAGUGGCUCGCCUUUGAAAUCGAACACGCCGAGCUGUUCGCCCACCCCAGAUACGAGCGACCACCACCACCACGCCACAGAACCCCUCCUCCUCCGGGGGCACGGCAACACCCCCUCAGGCUUGUACACAUAGAAGAAUCUCAAUCCCCCGACCCCCAGCCCGGCCAUGGCUACGGCUACCUGCACCUCUACCGCACCACCGCCCCGCUCCACCUCUUAUACCUCGACGGCACCUCGGCCGGCAAGACCGCCACCAUGGGCACGCUCGACACGCAGGACCUGCUUCUCCGGCUGAACCGGUCGGCGCCCGCGGAGGACGACGCCGGCCGCGCGCGGGCGCUGUGCGACGAUGUUGUCGUGCCCUGGGGCUUGCACGGCCUGGUGCGGAUGGAGGCCGGGUUUGAGAUCAUCAAGUGUGCGGGCUUUCUGGACGGGUUGGAGAUGAUCUCUGCGCAACGUCGGCCGGUGCACCGGGUGCUUGGGCAGGGGGAGGAUAAUAAUAAUAAGGGGGAUCGGACGAGGGUGGAGAGGUUUGAGUUUAUCAGGGCUGUGGCGCAGAGGUAUCGCGGGAUUGGAGCGGGCCGGGUGGUGGUUGAUUGGUCAAGUAUGGUGUCUGGGCUGUUUUAUGAGGUGGAUUUGGGGGAGGUGGAUGAUGAUAUGCCGCGGUUGGUUGGGUUGACGGAUGAGGAAUUGCGGGGGAUUAGGGGGAGGGUGGAAGAGGUUGUCGGGGCAAGGAAGGGCCGGGAGGGGAAGGCGGUGGUUGACUGGCAGGGGGUGGUGGAUUUGGUGGUCGGGCGGUAUGCAGAUCGGAUAAGGGACAUGGCGGAGGCGGUCGGCUCGCUUGAGGAGAUGCAGGGCGAGGUGGAUUCCCUGCUGAAUACCUACAUCGACUACGCGGUCGAGGACGAGGGGUAUCGAGAGUCCGCUCGGCGUUGUGCGAAGCAUUACACUUGGUCGGCGGUCCCGGGCACGCAGGAGGACAAGCUCAUUCUUACGGCUAUCGAGACGGUGAUGCUGGAUAUCUGCUCGACGCUGUUCGAAGUGCGGCGCGUUGUGGUAGAGGAUCCGGCGGAGCACAGGGAUGCACUGCGUCAGGCCAGAGAGGCCGUGCAAGGCCUGAUGGGCAGGCUACGGUGGACACGGUGGAAGGAGUGCGUUGGCUGUGGCCAUAAUGAGGUCUGUUUCGUGCCUAUGUGGCCGUUUGGUGACGCGCCGUCACAUGAACGGCCGAACUGCAGGAAUGCAAGCACACUGGAAGACGGAUGGCGGGACAACAGUUAUUGGCAUGCUUUCUAGGUGUGCUAGCAAGCAGAAGCAGAUCAGGCUUGUGGUAUGUCCUCGGAGAGGCGACAAGCAAAAUUGUCAGGCUCCGGAACAAAAGUAAUGGGCUUGCGUCAGCCGCGAAUCGAACGCGGGGCCCAUCGAUGGCAACGAUGGAUUUUACCACUAAACCACUGACGCCAGAUGUUGUGAUGGUGGAGUUGAUGGUGAUUUCCGC